This is a messenger RNA of Cadophora gregata, 3076 nucleotides long. RefSeq lists its product as uncharacterized. The record is from RefSeq and is a predicted model, not a curated record. The transcript is spliced from 4 exons. Bases 493 to 1728 code for a protein of 411 amino acids. NCBI's taxonomy places the organism in Eukaryota, Fungi, Ascomycota, Leotiomycetes, Helotiales, Ploettnerulaceae. Gene Ontology annotation, molecular function: glycerophosphodiester phosphodiesterase activity. Gene Ontology annotation, biological process: lipid metabolic process.
GACCUUGACCUAGCAGAUCUGACAAGCAGCUAGCCGAGGCCCUGGAGAUUCUCAGGAGUCAGGCUAGCAGGACACCACGGGCUGGCGGGGUAGCUCUUGAUAGGUCAAAGCUCUCCUCUCUUCUCUUCUCUUCUCCUCUCAAAAGAACCUCACCCCUCCACGUUCCUGUCGGUGAAGCCGUCCAUCUCACGGAAAGAUGUGAAAAACUACCAAAUCCUCCCACGUGUGUGUCCAAGAACAUGCUUAUCCAUGGAAAUAUAUAUGCAUCGUCUCCUUGGCUCGACGCCAUUAUUUUCAAUUCCUCCACUGGAUUCGUCCCUCAAAGGAUGGGAGGUCUUGGUAAAGCUUCCAUGCGGGUACACGAGAUGUGAUGUGAUGGCGGCCGAUGAUCAGGUUCGUCAAGCUGCAGGAGAUGGAAAUAUAUAAACCUCGCAUGCCUCUGGCCAGGAACCAGGAACAGUGUCUUCCCAGCCAGCUCUCACUCCAGGCACAAUGCGCACCUCAUUGAUCCUCUCCGUCCUCUCAUUCGGAUUGACAUCUGCAGCUCCAGCAGAAGUCUCCGUCUCCAAACGCCAUGAUUCCUUCAAGGUCCAAGUUGGAGAUCGGCCAUACUUCCUGAUCGACGACAUGGACGAUGGCUCACUCAAGCGCAAACUCGAGUCCUGCAAGAAUCAGGAGUCGAAGAUCAGCAAGUUCGCGAUUGGACAUCGUGGUGCGCCGCUCAUGUAUCCUGAGCAUACUGCAGAGUCAUAUCAUGCUGCUGCCAGACAAGGAGCUGGGACUAUCGAGUGUGAUGUUGCUUUUACGAAGGAUAAGAAAUUGGUGUGCCGACAUGAUCACUGCGACUUACACACCACAACAAAUAUCCUCACAUUCCCUUCCCUAGCAGCAAAAUGCACCACACCAUUCACACCCUACGACCCAGCUACAGGCAAAGCCGCCUCAGUCAAAUGCUGCACAACCGACAUCACCCUCGCAGAAUUCAAAACCCUCUGCGGCAAAAUGGACGGCUUCAACCCCAACGGCACCACCAUCGCCAGCUACAUGGACGGCACACCCCCCUACCGAACCGACCUCUACUCCACCUGCGGCACGCUCCUCACGCACAAAGAAAGCAUCAAGCUCAUCGACUCCUACAACCGCGACUUCACACCCGAAUGCAAGACCCCCGCCGUCAAGAUGCCCUUCAACGGCUACACCCAGGAGAACUUCGCCCAGGACAUCAUCAAUGAGUACAAAUCCGCCGGCAUCCACCCCAGCCGCGUCUGGCCGCAAUCUUUCCUCCCAGCAGACGUUUUCUACUGGAUCAAAGCGGAGCCCAAAUUCGGCAAGCAGGCCGUCUACCUCGAUGAGCGCGUCGACACUCCAGAGGGCUAUGCGAACGCCACUGCGUCGCUCCCUGCGCUCGCGAAAGCAGGCGUGAGGAUCAUGGCGCCGGCGUUCUUCGCCAUGACGAAGCUGGAUGCGAAUAAGAAGAUUGUGCCGUCCGAGUAUGCCGUUGCGGCGAAGAAGGCGGGCAUGGAGCUUAUUGGGUGGAGCUUUGAGAGGAGUGGGUUUCUGAAGAGUGGUGGGGGUUAUUAUUAUGGGUAUGUGAAUGGGGUUAUUAAUAAUGAUGGGGAUAUGUAUACGGUGCUGGAUGUGCUGGCGAAGGAUGUGAAGAUCUUGAAGAUGUUUAGUGAUUGGCCGGCUACGGUUGUGUAUUAUGCGAAUUGUAUGGGCUUGCCAUAGGGGUGACCAUGUAAUGAGAUGGCAUGAACUCAUGGUGGGGAUUGGUGGUAAUGAAGUUCAAAGUUUGAAAAUAAAACUCUCAGAGAAUGAAAUAUCGGCUUUGAACGACAUCGAGUAUUGCAACGCAGCACCAAUAGCAACCGAGCCCCCGACGCAGUUCCCACGACACCCUUCAUCCUUAUCGUCAAAUACUCUAGUCUAGCUAUCAGCUGCAGAAAAUGGUAGCCCAUUUAGCGAAGUGAGGUGCCUAGCUGCUUGAAUAUCGUAUUGUUCUUAUCGAAAACCCCUGUAAAUAUGACUUAAAAAUGACUAGGUAGAAGACCAAGGUACCACUCGAGCAUUUUGAAAGUUUUUCCAAACAAGCGGAUUUUUUUUUUCUUUAAUCACCGUGUGUUCUGACCGAAAAUGAAGUUUUUUCUCCCUUCAACUUUUGAUGUUCCAAUCGGCCACUAUUUUUUUUUUCUGCAUCCGAUAAGUCUAGUAGUGAGCAAUGUGCUGUGCAUAUCUGAUCUAGCAGCUAGGCCUUACUUCCUAGAACCUUUCUAACCCCCCUGAGGCUUGCCAGAGACUUUGUUCGGGCAGGUUCAUCUGAACAUCUCGCAACUGGAGUCAGUAUUCCAUUGUUUUUCAGCGUGCUAAGCGAAAGAAUCAACUCUAAGGUUGCAAGUCCGUAAACAGUUGACAAGUCAAAUUACAACCAGCGAACGAGUCAUGCGGUCGAUAAACUCAAUCCACACAGUCCAAUAUUCUCGCCACAGCCUAGAGAAAUCCAGAUCCUCACCAACAUGUCACUGCCACUCCCUAGUCCCUCCCCUUGGUACUUGGCUGAAGCAAAUCAUUAGAUAACCGACCCAGCCGAACCCAGAUGCGAGGCUCGUCAACCUCGUCAACCUCGUCACCGAACCCAAGCCCAAGCCCCCUCGGUCAUCCCAUCCCAUCUCGAACCAGUUCCUUUCCUUUCAUGCAGCCCAGUCGAGCCAGUCCAUCGGGCCCUACCUACGCACUCACCCUCACCCAACAGCACCGCGAACCGAAUCCUCACAAAAUACCUCGGAUCGACGAGGCAUUCCGCCUCCCGCCAAGCCCUACCCCACACUAAAGCCAAGUGUCCGUCACUGGGCGCGCCGCUUGGCGGCAUCUCCCUCGCUCGCGGUCGCUGAGCCCUGUGUGGUUGAAGUGAUGGAGCACAUGCCUCUUAGAGGAAAGUAUGACGGACAAGGCGAGAUGCACGCAGCGUAGAUGUCAUGUGUGCGCUGGGGGGACAUCCUGGAUGGGGUGCCUUCUCCGGCCUUGGUAUUGGGUGGUGUGUUUCUGGGGGAGCCUGGGGAGGACUUGGCCUCUUUCCGGG